GCCUUUGCGAUCCCCCCAAUCUUCUUCUCCUCCUGCUAUAUUUGACCGCCUUCCCUCUCAUCCCGGGGGAAAUUUUUGCCCCGAAGCGCUUCAUAUCCAUUCAAGGGGGCAAAAUUUUCUCUCGCGUCGUACCGCUGAAGGGAACCGCCGCGCCACCCGCCAAGGCUUAAACAUGUCGAUGGAGGCUGGCCGCACAAUCCCCAAGUUCGGCGCCUGGGACGUGAACAACCCGGCCUCCGCCGAUGGGUUCACUGUUAUCUUCAGCAAGGCCAGGGACGAUAAGAAGGCCCCCGUCAACGCGCACAAGGCCAACAGGUCCGCCGACAGCAAGGACGCCAGGCCCGACACCAAGAUGAACACCUACAACAACUCCAGGGCCAACACUUCGAAGAAAUGGUUCUGCUGCGUGUCGCCGAGCCCCACGCAGCCUUGAGCCAGGAGGAGAGGAGGUGAUGGAGCGGAGUGUCGUGCGAACGCGAACGCGAUGGGGGAUGGAGGAGAGGAGUGUCAAUGCCGCUGCUUCGUUUAUAAACAAACGUACUACUACCGUACAUACACAAAAACUUCGCCACUUCGGGGAUGAGAUGAGAUGAGACGAUGUUGAUGUAAUUUUGUGAUGGUCGUACAUGUAUGACUUCCGCA
This is a messenger RNA of Hordeum vulgare subsp. vulgare (domesticated barley), 642 nucleotides long. RefSeq names its product protein NOI4-like. The record is from RefSeq and is a predicted model, not a curated record. The coding region runs from base 173 to 433 and encodes 86 amino acids. Lineage: Eukaryota; Viridiplantae; Streptophyta; Magnoliopsida; Poales; Poaceae. The transcript has 3 exons.